UGCUGUUUCGGGUUCGUUCAUGCACAAUUCACCUACGAAUGUCAGCGACAUCAAAUACUGCAAGCCCAUCUCGUUCAUCUGGAGGCCUAGUGACGCGUGAGGAUGUAGUAUCCGAUUCUGAGCCUGAACGCGCCCAAGCUCGACGGAGACGCAAGGAAGAACGAGCGAAAGCGAAAGCUACAGCAUCGCAGCUCUACAAUUGUGUGGCUACGGAUGAUCGAAAUGCCUCUCAGCAUGUAGCCCAACAAGCUACCAAAGAGCCGCCCAUCCCUGCAGUCUCCAUUGAGCCUUUUCAUACAGAUAUCUCGUGUGCCCCAACACCGCCAUCACCAAGCACAAAUCAACUCAUGCAGAGUAUUUCCCCAUAUACGUCCCCCGAACAAGUCCGCACAAUCAGUUUUGAAGAGUUCGCGUUGCGAAGAAUUCCCUCUCGUAGCGGGACUACGCGCUCUACAAAUAAAGCCUCGCCAUUUCUCAGGGAAAUAAGCACAAAGGUGACUGCUCGUACCAACCCUCCGCCUGGUAAACAAAUGCCAGCGGGCCCAAAGAAGCCAACUGCUAGGAAAAAUGGCACAGCUUUACCCUUGCUGGAUAUAAGUGAUGAUGACUGGCGUAAACUUCAUCUCUGUUUCAGCUGUGGCAUUAGAUGGACGCGACAAAAGACCGUCAACAAGAAAAAAGAGCACAUUGGAAAAUGCGUCAAAUCUUACGAAAUCGCCCGGGACACUAUCGAAGCCCUAAUAAGACAGACACUUGAGGGUGUGCCAGUUCCGAAGGUUCCUGAAGCAGAACCACAACAUUCGCCGAUUCUCCAUGCAGGUACCCUGUUGAGUGAUUGCGUCAGUGCAAGGGAGGCGCAGAGGAGAAGGACGAGGUGUUCUGGUGAAGCUCUCUCAUCUAUCAAAAAUCUGGCGCGUGCCAAAGACGGGAUAAGGAAACGAGCAGAGGAAUUCUUGUCUGCUCACGCUAUAUCAUCAGAUUUCCCGCCCACUCAAGCACUCGCCCCCAGCGCUCUCGGAGAGUUCCCAUCUACGUCUGGCCCCAAAUUAGCUGAGGCGGCGACAUCAAGCAGUCCUGCUUGGUUAUCAGUCCAAAUGCUACCUUCGCCACCCCCGAAUUCUUCCUUGACGAUGGUGGAAGACAACUCCACCUCAACGUCUGGGGAUGCAAAUCUUUCUGCCACGCAGAAGCUCCCUCCUUCGUGUUGUCGCCAGGCUCGUACUUCUUUAUCCACCGGAACCGAGUCCGAGUCUGUCGAAAUUAUUUGUUAUACGCGCAACGAUUCGCCUCAUCCACUCUCCUUGGGUCUCACAGAAACCCCCUCCCCCACUCACAAUAUCGUGAGCCGGCUUGUACAUCCCAUCCCUUCAAGCUAGGCUAACGAGUGCUCGUAGGCAUCUUUCUUCACUGUCACGAAAGGAAAAUCCAUAAAUGCGAUAUCCAAGGCUCUUCCCACAUCCUCCCCCAACUCUAAACAUUCCCCACACCACGUCACAUUCAUAUCGCUCUCAUCGACUGAAAGCAGCCCUGUCACAAAGGGGACCCCAAGCAGAACCAGUCAUUCUCCCGUUGUCAUCACCGAUGAUGAUACACCCCCACCUCACCUUGAAGUGAAGAGUCCCGCCGAGUCCAAACAUCAACUCACACCCGACCCAGCGUUGGAUGAUCUCCACCAAUGGAGCGAAGACAAUUGGGGCCAGGACGCCUGCCUAGAGUGGCACGGCAAUGAUCCAUUCACUCCGCUACUGGAUGACGAUGCAGCGUCCACGUCAUCAGCCUCGUCCACAAACACCCUACAAGU
Messenger RNA from Cantharellus anzutake, 1801 nucleotides. RefSeq lists its product as uncharacterized. The transcript is spliced from 3 exons. The record is from RefSeq and is a predicted model, not a curated record. Bases 39 to 1376 code for a protein of 445 amino acids. Lineage: Eukaryota; Fungi; Basidiomycota; Agaricomycetes; Cantharellales; Hydnaceae.